AUGUCUAAAGCCCACACACUGAGAGCUCUGAUGACGGCGCGUCUGGCUGCGGCCACUGAGGAGGUUCUGGUUCUGUUUGAAAGAACUAUACAGGAAUAUGAGGAGGAACUGAGACUCUCCAAAGAGGAGACCCACCGGACACGGGCGGUGCUGAACUCUCUGCUCUACCCCAGGGUCAGGCUGCACCAGGCGGCUGCAGAGGAGAGUCCUGAGCCCGCUCUGAACCAUGGACCGAACCAUGGACCGAACCAUGGACCAAACAAUGAGAUCCCAGAACCUUCACUGAUCAAAGAGGAGCCAGAGGAACAGGCCGUGAAGCAGCAGCAGGACCAGCUGCCAGAACAAUUCCCAGAAUGCAGUGCUGUGUGUGUGAAGAACCUGGAGUCGUCGCAACAACCUGAGCUCAAAGAGGAAACGCUGGAGCUACAUUUACUCCCAGAGACUGAGCCAGACCCUGCGCACAGUUAUGACGACUGGGGAGGACCCUUCAGCUGUUCCAAUCUCCAAGACCACAACAACCAGUUCCCCGUCGAUGCUGUGGGGGAAGCAGUGAGCUGGAGCCGGACCCGACUGUGCAGAGGAAGACCCAGAUCUGAGCCUAAUGUUUAUGACCAUUAUCGAUCGCAAGACGCACAACGCAAAAGAAUCUACAGAGCCUCGCUGUCCACGGAGGAGAGACUUCACCAAAACCAACUGUCCAAGCAGCGGAUGCAGAGGUACAGACGGAGGCUCAAAGAGAAGAACCGGGCCUGCCAGGAGAACCACAACCACACAGGACCAGAGGAGCACCGCCCCAGCCCUGCCAGGAGAACCGGAACCACACAGGACCAGAGCAACACCGCCCCAGUCCUGCCAGGAGAACCAGAACCACACAGGACCAGAGCAACACCGCCCCAGUCCUGCCAGGAGAACCAGAACCACACAGGACCAGAGCAACACCGCCCCAGUCCUGCCAGGAGAACCAGAACCACACAGGACCAGAGCAACACCGCCCCAGUCCUGCCAGGAGAACCAGAACCACACAGGACCAGAGCAACACCGCCCCAGUCCUGCCAGGAGAACCAGAACCACACAGGACCAGGGGAGCACCGGCCCAGUCCUGACUAG
This is a messenger RNA of Knipowitschia caucasica, 1107 nucleotides long. The record is from the annotation of a GenBank genome assembly. NCBI's taxonomy places the organism in Eukaryota, Metazoa, Chordata, Actinopteri, Gobiiformes, Gobiidae.